Messenger RNA from Triplophysa rosa, 2614 nucleotides. It is a transcript of the gene col10a1a, whose product is annotated as collagen, type X, alpha 1a. The record is from RefSeq and is a predicted model, not a curated record. The transcript is spliced from 3 exons. NCBI's taxonomy places the organism in Eukaryota, Metazoa, Chordata, Actinopteri, Cypriniformes, Nemacheilidae. Gene Ontology annotation, cellular component: basement membrane. Bases 122 to 2089 code for a protein of 655 amino acids. Gene Ontology annotation, molecular function: protein binding.
CAUCAUUGUGCUAGGCAGCAGAAGAUCCUCUGUCUGGCUCCUACUACAAGGAUAUUCAGAAGUGGGAGCCGCAGUUCAUUUAUUUAUUUGGAACCCAAGUAUGCCGAUUUGACCUCAGAAAAUGGAACUACGUGUAGCAAGCAUUCUUCUUCUCCUCGUCGCCUUUGUGGCUGCUCAUGGCGAGAGAUACGUCAAGAAGUCAGUGAAGGGCCCUCAGUACCAGCCAUACUCGGUCAAAAGUCAUGUGGUGUCUGUAGCUGGAGAACCUGGAAAUCCUGGUGAGCCCGGCCCAGCUGGACCUCCUGGGCCCCCUGGACCCCCAGGAUAUAAUGGAGAAGGACUGCCCGGGCCACAUGGACCACCUGGAUCUCCUGGACCUGCUGGUUACUCUGCACCUGGAAAACCUGGCUCUCCGGGUGGACCUGGCAAACCUGGCGCCACAGGUGCACCUGGACCAAAAGGAGACACUGGUGCAUCUGGUCCUCAGGGUCCCAGGGGCAUGCCCGGCCCUUCUGGUAGCCCAGGACCCGCAGGUUACUCUGCCCCAGGCAAACCCGGACCAUCGGGUCUUCCAGGAUCAAUGGGACCAAGGGGAGAGACAGGUCUUAAAGGACAUCCAGGUGUUCCAGGUCUACCGGGACAGAAAGGAGAAAGAGGUAUCGGGGUUCAUGGAUCACCUGGUGAGAGAGGUCCAGCAGGAUCAACAGGUGCUACAGGGAAACCUGGUGAGCCUGGUAUUGGAAGACCUGGCAGCGCUGGACGUCCUGGUGAACCAGGCAAAUCAGGCACACCUGGUCAUGAUGGGCAACCUGGACCCAUGGGGAUGCCAGGUCCGAAAGGUCAUCAAGGAGCUCCCGGAGUUGGAAUGGCUGGCAAACCAGGUGAAAAUGGUGCCCCAGGUAUGCCUGGCUCUGUUGGCCCCAAAGGUCCGCAAGGAGCGGCUGGUGCACCUGGUUCUCCUGGUAGUCCUGGUUACGGCAAACCAGGUGAAACUGGUGUAAAAGGUGAAAGGGGUCCAGGCGGUCUCCCAGGUGCAAUGGGUUCAAAAGGUGAGCCAGGUGCUAAAGGGCACACUGGAUAUCCAGGUGCUACUGGUCCCACGGGUGCAGCUGGUCCUCAGGGUGCAAGAGGUUUCCCCGGUGAGAGGGGAGCACCAGGUGAUAAGGGUGAGCAAGGUGCAAUGGGAGCUCCAGGGCUAAAGGGACACAAGGGAGAGCACGGACCACAGGGAGUUGAGGGCAAGCAGGGUUAUUCAGGGCCAGUAGGCCCACAAGGUCCAAGAGGAGCUACGGGUGCUCCAGGUAGCAAAGGAGAUACUGGCCACACUGGUGCUCCAGGUACUCCAGGAACAUCUGGACCUGCAGGGCCAAAGGGUCUUUCAGGACAUCCUGGUGCGGCAGGUGAAAGAGGAGAGUCAGGUGCCCCUGGCCAAAGAGGCCCUGGUGGCCCUCCAGGUCCUGCAGGACCUACAGGCCUUAAAGGUCACCCCGGUAUUCCUGGGACACCUGGUCCCUCAGGUUUGGCUGCAAAGGGAAUUCCGGGACCUCAGGGUCCACCUGGACUUCCUGGAUCUGAUGGGUCUGUUGGACUUCCUGGUCCUGUCGGACCUCCUGGCCAACCUGGUCCUCCUGGUGAGGUUGUUUAUGAGAAGGGAGGCCAAGUGGAGGCAGAGUAUCCAAUUUUUGUCAAGAGUCCAGUAUCUGCAUUCACUGCUGCACUUGUGGAACCUUAUCCCCCAGUAGGCAGCCCAAUUAAGUUCGAUCAGAUUGUGUACAAUGCAGAGCAGCAUUAUGACCCUGAGACAGGUGUGUUCACUUGCCAGUAUCCAGGAAUUUACUACUUCACUUAUAGCAUGCAUAUCAAUGGGGCUAACGCCUUGGUGGCACUUUAUAAAAACAACAAACCAAUCGUGUUUACCUAUGAUGAGUACAACAAGGGAUUCCUGGACCAAAUGUCCGGUGGUGCUGUCCUUCAGCUCAAUGAGCAGGACACUGUUUAUGUCCAGAUCCCUGAUGAGGAGGCUAGUGCCAUUUAUGCUGCUGAAAAUGUCCACUGCACCUUCACUGGGUUCCUGAUCGCCUCCACGUGAUCAAACCACAUCACGUCUUUUAAAACCAUCACUAUUUCUCAGACAAAUAUCCUGUUCUGCAAACAUUGAUGCAGAACAGACUGUGCUAUUGUUCUGAGAAAUCCAAGCAUAUCAACUUGAAAAUUCCAAGCAAUGGGUGCCAAUAAAAAUAAGUAAUUUAAGUUAUCAGGGAUAGAAAGGCUGUUAAAUCCUUACAAAUGACACAUUUCCUAUGGCGAGAGCAUGUGAAGUUGUGUCCUAAGAACCAUCAUAUGUUUGUAUUUUUGUAUCUGUUUUGUUUUUGCUUUUCUUUGUUUGUGUUUUCGUUUUGAUUUUAUUCAAAUCUUUGAGUCUUUUCCUUUCUGUUAUUGAUGAACUUAUAUCAUUACUGAUUAAACAGAAUGCUCUUCCUGACAUCCCUAUACCUGACUUGAAUAUGUGAGCUGGUGAAAAAAACUCACAAACAAUGAACAUCUAUCAAUGUUAUCCAAAAGAAUAAUUUUGCUCUGUAAACCAUGAUGGCUAAAAUAAACACAUUCCUUAAGA